This is a messenger RNA of Paramacrobiotus metropolitanus, 2233 nucleotides long. RefSeq lists its product as uncharacterized. Bases 804 to 1895 code for a protein of 363 amino acids. The transcript has 10 exons. NCBI's taxonomy places the organism in Eukaryota, Metazoa, Tardigrada, Eutardigrada, Parachela, Macrobiotidae. The record is from RefSeq and is a predicted model, not a curated record.
ACAGGAAUUAGAUUAUAACUGAUUAUUAGAAGAAUAAUUGUUGAAAUGAUUCUAUUAAUUUUAAAAGUAAUAUUAAUUUUAGUAUUAUUUCUCGUGCUCUAGACUGUAAAAAGUAUCUAAACUUGCGGUGCAGUUUAAUUUUCUCGUUAAUUUGACCAUAGCUAAUUGCAGAAGUUAUCUCUGCCAUGCAGUGCGAACUGCGACUGGAGCUGAACGAUCUGACAUGCCAAAUGCGUAAUUUUAAAUUUGGCGAUCUUCUCGUGAAAGUUCAUUUUGUUGAUAUUUGAUUGUUAUUUGUUUUGAAACUGAUAUUUCAUUUGCUCCUUUUUAUUUCCUUCUGAAAGCUACAGAUUAAGGAGAAACCAAGUGCUCAGCGUACGGCAGGUUAUCUGCGUGGGGUGGAACAAUUCGUAAAGCGUGUGUCCACCAAUGGCAGUCUUUGGCAAUGCGAAUUGGCUGUAGCAAAGUAUCAAUGCGGAUUGGCUGUACUGAGCUACUCGGAUAGCUAAUAGAGUAAUCCAAGCGUAACUUGCACGCUCCUUGUAGUUCACACGCACUCGGACCCUAGUCGUGAACAGUUCAGCUUGCCAUGACUUCCGCGCUCCGAUUCGCUCAUCAGCCGCACCGGCACGGGAUCUGGCCUGGAUGCACCCGCGUUUCGUAGUUUAUUUUAAUUCUCUCGGUAUCCUGUGCAGUUAAUUGACAGUUAACUACACAUUUCACUUCUGGACUCGUGAGGGGGCAGGGGCAACUACGUCGCAGAUUCCUGUAGUGACCCGUUCUGUUGUCAGUACUUUGCAAAUAUGGCGGCCACCAAAGGCAGCGCAAUUGCCUUCUUUCACGAAGUGAAAGUCAACGAGGACUGUCCAUGGUCGCGCGUGUCGGCCAUUUCCCUCGGGGAUCUUCAGCCCAUCAACGGUGCGGCGACAAUCGAAGAGCACACGCUGUGCUUGGGAAAACUGCGCAGUAAAGCGCUGCCCUGUAUCGUCCUGUACGUGACGGAAGAUGAAUCGGUGGAUGAGCUGCGGAAGAGUGUCCAUUUCAGUGCCGCGAUGGAGGCGUCGUAUGAGAAAAUGGGAUCGAAAUGGGCGGCCAUUCUCCAGGCGAAGAAAGCGGCUGCCGAGAAGGUAGACAACGAACAGGAAGCUCCGCGUACCGAUCCUCCGACUGUGGUUAUACAGGAAAAGGAGCAGCCACCGGAUACAGCACGGUCGACAGCCGAAACCGAAGCGGCAUUGCGCAUUUUCCACACGUCUGCCCAAGCAGAUGCAGCACGAUUUCGGUCUGCGGCUACGGGCGGUACAGCUACGGGAUCCCAUUUGUUUCCGCGAUUAUCAGCGCCCACUCCUGCCGAAGAGGGGCGCUUUUCGCCGGAAAUCGGGGAUGGUUCAGGGCGAAGGGGACUACCUGGAACAGCAAUUCGAACUCCUCCUUUUCCAAAGCCCCCUUCUGCCGGUCCACUGCGUCCGCAGCGUCGAGCUAGGAUUGGCCGCGUAUAUUCCGAUCCGGAUUUUCCUCCUCCGAGAACGCGUCGUUGUUUCAAACGAUCUGGUCACGCGCGGACUGUUUUUUCUCCACUGACCUGUAUACCAGCGGUCUGCUCAUGGGAUACUGUCCCCACCGGCAAUGGCCCCGUCAAUGUGGCUGCACUGCAGGAGAAAGUGGAACAAUGCGGUUCCUGGCGGCAGUGUUUCACAGCGGCGCUGUAUGGUCUAUUUUCUUAUGCGGAAUUAAAUGCGCCUAAUGCCACCGCUUCUACAAUGGAACAAACUCGUUUGAAGAUAGCAGUGGGUUUGGCACGAGAGUAUUGCUGCAACAGGAAUAAAGCACCACCCUCUAGCGUGCAGCUGUCAAGUGCCUUAUACCAUGCGAAGCUGGGCAGUGGAAAAAAAUGAAUCGGGGUGCGAUCUUACUGACAAUGAGUUUUACCUACCCUUUGUUCAGGAUCUGUUUGUGAAUUUCGUUACAUAAAAUUAAAAAUGUUUAUAAGCACUUAUGUACUUAACGGAACCGAUGCAUUUGCUAACGAGCGAUCUUCUUUUAUAAUGAUAUUGUUGUCGCGCGUUUUUGAUAAAUUUCUGCUGAAGUUUAAGGACUUACUCACCAGUCAGGAACAGUUUUGUAGUGUGUGUUGUAACUGUUGUUCAUUUACUAACUUCUGUUGCUUUGCUUUGGGAGUUGUUGUAUUAUUUUGUUUAUAGAGUCUUCACAUUAAUAUGGCGUUGUAUACAGA